UUAUAAACGGCCUCCCCGCACCCUGCAUGUGCGCGCUCCCCCCCGGACACAGUGGAACUGUACGAGGUCCCGAUCAUGUGAUUACUGAUUGGCCAAUCAGUGAUCACAUGCAGAGUAGUAAGCAAGAUGUCACUUGUGACAUCAUUGCUUACUACAUGUGAAAUCUGUGAAUGAUCACAAAGGUCACAUGCUGCAUUCUUGCAGCCAUUGAGAACUACUGAGUGAGCUGUGAUUGGUCACAGCUUGUCACAUGGUACAGGACUGUUGUGAAUAGCCUUGUACCAUGUGACCUCUGUGAUCAUUCACAGAU
This is a messenger RNA of Staurois parvus, 310 nucleotides long. The record is from the annotation of a GenBank genome assembly. NCBI's taxonomy places the organism in Eukaryota, Metazoa, Chordata, Amphibia, Anura, Ranidae.